Rana temporaria (common frog) is the source of this 1912-nucleotide messenger RNA. RefSeq names its product cyclic GMP-AMP synthase-like. The record is from RefSeq and is a predicted model, not a curated record. Gene Ontology annotation, molecular function: double-stranded DNA binding; chromatin binding; 2',3'-cyclic GMP-AMP synthase activity. Gene Ontology annotation, cellular component: site of double-strand break; cytosol; nucleus. The coding region runs from base 68 to 1414 and encodes 448 amino acids. NCBI's taxonomy places the organism in Eukaryota, Metazoa, Chordata, Amphibia, Anura, Ranidae. The transcript is spliced from 5 exons. Gene Ontology annotation, biological process: positive regulation of defense response to virus by host; positive regulation of type I interferon production; activation of innate immune response.
UCUCUCUUACAGUACCUAUGUCUCUGAGGUGGGAGUGAUCUUUACCAGAAAAGGAAUAUAAAAGAGGAUGUGUUGUGUCUUGUACAUUUGUCAGAAAGAAGAGAGACUUGACACAAGGCAGACAACACAGAACGGACAACACAAAAUGGCAACGUUAGCAAAAAGACCUCGUAUCGAAUCAAACCCCGAACUUUGUAAGGUCUUGAGAGAAAGAACAGACAAUUUGAAAAUGAAAAUGAAAGACAUUUCCACAGCAGCAGAAAAAGUUAACGAGGUCAUAGACAAAAUUAUCAAGUCUGAGCCUACUAGAAGACACCCUCUGUUUAAAAGCAUGGAGAAAUUGUCUACAGGGAGCUACUAUGAAGGCGUCAAGCUAUCAAGACCAAAUGAAUUUGACAUCAUGCUGAAAAUUACAUUUGAGUGCAACCAGAAAAUUGAGCCGGCACCUAUUGAUGAGAGUGGUGCAUUCUACACGCUAGCAUUUAAACCACAAAUACCACUAAGCGUUGCUGAAUACAUUGACGAUGAAGGAAAUCUACUGGCCCAAAGUAUCUUGACUGACUUCAGAACUCUGGUCAAGGAAGUCCUCCUAAGUUCAGGUGAGUCAGUCUCUGUAAAGAAAAGAGAAUCUUCAAGCCCUGCAGUUACACUCACUAUUCCUAAUGUACCUGAAGCUAUAUCCGUGGAUCUGGUUCUUGCGCUUGAAAUACAACAAUGGCCUAAAGAAGCAAGUGGUGGAAUGAAGAUUGACAACUGGCUUGGCAUAAAGAAAAGACAAGAAUAUAGAAGUAUGCCAUACUACAUGGUAGCCAAAAAACCCAGCCAGGAUACGGAAAACAAUAACGGUACCUGGCGUAUUUCCUUUUCAAAUAUUGAAAAGGAUAUAAUUAUUAAUCAUCAUGAAAGAGAAAAAACCAACUGUCAAGAAACCAAGUGCUGCAGGAAGCCAUGUCUUAAACUGAUGAAGAAUCUACUGGAAACCCUAAAGGUACUUGAACCGCAAAGAAUUAAUGAAUUCAUUUCAUACCACGCUAAGACUGCUCUACUACACGCCUGCACAAAGUACCCAAGUGAUGAAGAUUGGAAGAUGGAAGAGCUGGAUGUUUGCUUUAAUAGAUAUGUUGAAUUCUUUCAGGAAUGCCUGAAAAAUUAUUCUCUUUUAAAUUUUUUUAUACCUUCCCACAACCUUUUCAGUAAAGAUAACAUUCCAAACGAGAGCUGUGACAACCUUUUCAAAGCAUUAGAAGAUCAAAAAACAAAUGACUAUCCAAUAUUUUCAGCCAGAAAGCUGCAUCCUGCAAUUGCUAUUUUAAUCCAGUGGUAUAUUGGUGAGCUCAUGGACUUUAUUCACUCCUUCCGGCAACUGUUAAAAAUCCUCCAGGAACACUUCCAGAGCCAACAGGAUGUUAUAUAAACAGUGUGCUUCUGUAUGCAUGCAUAGCUUCUCAGCCCAAGGCUGAUAUUGUAUCCAAUCAUUUAGUCUGGGUGGUCAUGGUAUUUUUUUUAUUGUAGAAACAAAACAAGCUACACUUUUCAGUUACUUUGUAUAUUCUUCUCUCUCUUAUUGCAGCAUAAUAUAAUACAAAUUGCUAAAUUGGGGGAAAAAGUACAAAGUUUUCCUGCAUCAAUCCCCCAUUAUAUUAUAGGUACAGUUACAAUUUAGGAAUAUUAUCAACUUUUAGUUAAUUGAUUAGCACUUUUUCUUCCUGUAAUAGCUUUAAUUACCUAAACUGUUAAAAUACAUUUGCCUAUUGGCCAUGCCUUAUUAUUAUGCAUAUUAAAACCUAUAUAUGUGGGCUCAAUAGAAAUGUGGAAAAAAUAUUUUGAGGUAUAUAGGUACACCAGUACCAAAUUGCAAUUAAAUUGUUUGAUCAUUUUAAUUAGAAAUAAAAAUAUCCAGUUUGUCUGGUAA